AGACUCGCGGUCCAGCGCUUCGUCUUUACCGUUGUUGACGAAGUCGCCGUGACACGACGCCCUCGAUAGACGCCUCCAACCGACGCAACCGCUACAUCGCGACGCUCCGUUGGUUUACACAUCGGUGCCGGUUGCGCGCCAUUUGAAUUUGAGGUUAACUCCUCGAGCACUGAGUUUACGAUGACAAAAUAUUUAUGAAGGGCAUGUUUGCUAAGUUCGUUAACAGUUUUUUAUUUAUUAUUUUCAUAAAUGAAAUAUCGUGCUUAAAGGAAGUGACGUUAGACAUUCAACCCAACAUUGUAGAAUACGGUGGUUCGAUUACAUUGAGAUGUACUUACAAUCUACAGGGUGAGCCGUUAUAUACAGUAAAAUAUUACAGAGGAACUCACGAAUUCUACAGAUAUACUCCGAAAGAACUGCCAAGCACUAAAACGUUCACAUAUAAUGGAGUCAAUGUUGAUUCACAAAGCUCUAACGAACACCAGGUGGUAUUACGCGAUGUUGGUUUCAGCCUCUCGGGGAAGUUCAGCUGUGAAGUGACCACUGACGCUCCAAAUUUCUCCACCGCCACAGUUUCAGAAGAAAUGUUAGUUGUGGUAUUACCGACCAAUUCUCCAAGUCUUAGCACGGAUAAAAGUUUUUACGAUAUUGGUGAUGUAUUAAGUGCCAGCUGCACGUCGCCAUCAUCCAGACCCGCUUCAAAACUUACCUUCAUUUUAAACAAUAUAGAGGUAUGCCAAACGUGUUAUAGGAACAAAACCCAAGUCGGCGAAUUAUUUGAAAGCAGAUUAUUCAUGACAUUGCCACUUUUCGAGUCUCAUUUCAACAACGGUCGACUUACAUUAAAGUGUGUCGCCAAAAUUGGAGAUUUUUAUCAACAAGAAACCGAGAUUAUAUUUGAUAAUAGCAAAGAUCCCGUCCCCGAGAAAGUUACAGCUGAAAAUAAAACUUUCACCAACGACUACCGUCAAGUGACGAUGUUUUCGAUAAUAGCUGCCAUUGUUUGUGUAUUACUGUGAAAUAAAUUUAUGUAACAGAAUUAAGGAUAUUCAAUAUUCAUAAGAAAUGUUAUGUUUAGCUUAAGUCAUUUAUAAAAUUACUUUGUAUAAUCAGUUCUAUUAAGAGUAAUAAAAAUAUUUGUACGA
Molecule: messenger RNA, 1145 nt
Organism: Diorhabda sublineata
Lineage: Eukaryota; Metazoa; Arthropoda; Insecta; Coleoptera; Chrysomelidae
Exons: 6
Coding region: 195-1019 (274 amino acids)
Source: RefSeq, a predicted model, not a curated record